Messenger RNA from Spirometra erinaceieuropaei, 483 nucleotides. NCBI's taxonomy places the organism in Eukaryota, Metazoa, Platyhelminthes, Cestoda, Diphyllobothriidea, Diphyllobothriidae. The record is from the annotation of a GenBank genome assembly.
AUGUCGCCACGGGUUCCCGCCGACACGGAGGUCAAGUUUGUCGAUAGAAGGACACUGAAGACGUCCUUGAAGCUUCUGCAGAUCAACCCGCCCAACUGGGCAGACCUCGCCCGAGAUCGGCCGACCUGGAGGAGGGCAGUGAAGACAAGCGCAGUGAUCUACGAAGUCAACCGCAUCACCGCCGCCAAAGCCAAACGCGAGGCUCGCAUAUCUCAACUGCGUCCACUCCGCAACGCAAACCCUCAAUCGCCUCCGACCUGCCCAUGCUGCCAGUGGACGUUCUGGACACCAAUCGGUCUUAAACGACAUCCUCGUACCAACUGCAACAUCUGUACUACACCAGCUGCUUUGUACCCGUCCAACUCUGCCUCAUUCCCCACGCCGACAACUAGCACUCCAACUUCCAUCUUCCUUCUCCUCCUCCUCCUCCUCCUCCUCCUCCUCCUCCUCCUCUUCCUCCUUUUCCUUCCUCCAUCGCCUUAA